AUGACUACAACAACUUCCAAUUCCGUUAACAAUAGUAUCACUAUUGCUCCACCAAACUGCCUUACUUUCAGAACCUACAAAGGUACCGUGUUCACCGUGCCACAAAACUCCAAAUUCUUUGUUAUAAAAUCAUACAAUAUCCUUGAUGUUAAUGCUUCAUUUACCAACAAUAUUUGGACAUCGACAGAAUUAGGUAACCGUAGAUUGGACAAAGCCUACCAGGAUUUACAAGUGACCGGUAAUCCCAACAUCGAUGGUAAGAUAUUCUUAUUUUUCCUGGUUAAUUCCCUGGGGAAAUUUUGCGGCAUUGCCGAAAUGAAAUCGAGAAUCGACUAUACCAAGACCAGUGAUAUUUGGGUUGAACAAACUAGAUGGAAGGGUAUUUUCCCCGUAGAAUGGUUGUUGAUCAAGGAUGUGCCCAAUCGGUUCUUUCAACAUUUGAAAGUUCCUUCAAAUGAAUUCAAACCGGUAACUAAUUCAAGAGAUACUCAGGAAAUUCCAUUUGAAAUUGGGAUUUCCAUGCUUAAGAUAAUUAGCUCUUUUAGAACUAAUGAAUGA
Messenger RNA from Spathaspora passalidarum NRRL Y-27907, 558 nucleotides. Its product is annotated as mRNA-binding phosphate metabolism regulator. Gene Ontology annotation, cellular component: cytoplasm. NCBI's taxonomy places the organism in Eukaryota, Fungi, Ascomycota, Pichiomycetes, Serinales, Debaryomycetaceae. The transcript has a single exon. The record is from RefSeq and is a predicted model, not a curated record. Bases 1 to 558 code for a protein of 185 amino acids. Gene Ontology annotation, biological process: mRNA destabilization. Gene Ontology annotation, molecular function: N6-methyladenosine-containing RNA reader activity; mRNA binding.